This is a messenger RNA of Penicillium verhagenii, 813 nucleotides long. RefSeq names its product SDR family NAD(P)-dependent oxidoreductase. Bases 1 to 813 code for a protein of 270 amino acids. The transcript has 2 exons. The record is from RefSeq and is a predicted model, not a curated record. Gene Ontology annotation, molecular function: oxidoreductase activity, acting on the CH-OH group of donors, NAD or NADP as acceptor. NCBI's taxonomy places the organism in Eukaryota, Fungi, Ascomycota, Eurotiomycetes, Eurotiales, Aspergillaceae.
AUGGCCGCGCUACCAGCUUGGAAUUUGCUCGCAGGCAAGACAGCCGCCAUCACCGGGGGCACCACUGGAAUUGGACGAGCGAUUGUUUUGGCAUACAUUACACAAGGAUGCAACGUUGCAGUCAACCAUUUGGGGCUUUCGAAGGAUGAAGGCCACCGACACAGUCUCCUCGAAGAAGUCAAAGUGAUUGAGCGAAAGGGUAUCAAAGCGGGGAAGAUCCUCGAGCUUUCUGGUGAUGUUACCAACCCGCAGACUAGCGAGGAUCUAGUUCGAGCAGCAGUGUCUCAAUGGGGCAAGCUCGAUGUGUUUGUUGCCAAUGCUGGAGUGUUUAAGCAAGCAGAAUUUCUCAAGAUCCAGCCUUCGCUACUAGACCACAGCGUUGACGUCAACGUCAAAGGUACAUUCUACUCUUGUCAAGCAGCUGCUCGACAGAUGGUGGAGCAAGGACACGGAGGUUCGAUCAUUGGAAUCUCCUCCGUCAGUGCUCUUCUAGGUGGUGGACUUCAGACACAUUAUACCCCGACCAAGGCUGCAAUUCUUUCAAUGAUGCAAUCGAUGGCAAUCUCGCUGGGCAAAGAUCAGAUCCGGUGCAAUGCACUGAUGCCGGGGACAAUCGCUACUCAAUUGGCCGAUCAUGAUAUGAAAAACCCGACCAAGAAGGCGGCUCUCGAAGCACGGAUCCCACUUGGUCGCAUUGGUGAUCCCAAUGAUAUGGCCGGACCGGCUGUAUUCUUGGCUUGUGAGGAGAUGAGCCGCUAUGUAAAUGCGACAGGAGUACUAGCGGACGGUGGAAUGUUCAGCAAUUUACAAUAA